AUGAGUCGGAAUCGGAAGUGGAGUCGGAGGCGACAUUGGAGGUGGCAGUGGAGGAGAUUUCGGAGGCGGAAAUGGAGUCGAAAUCGGACAGACGGAAAUGGAGGAGGAAUCGGAAGCAGAGGCGGGAGCGGAGACGCAGUCGGCAGCGGUUUCGGCGGAGGAUUCGGAAGUGGGUUUGGAGGAGGUUCAGGUGGAAGUUCUGUCGGAGGUCCAGACGGUGAAUUUAGAGGGGGCGAUGACGGAGAACGCAGUGGUGGGGAGAGUUUUGGUGGCGGUGGCAACUCUGGUUCUGGGGGCGCUUUCCGACCUCCCGGAGGCGCUGGCAGCGGCUCUGCGGGCGGCGGGGGCGGUGGAGCGGGACUCGGAUUCCGAGGGAGCCCUGGCGAAGAACGAGACGGCCUUCCUCCCGGAGUGUCCAUGGCGGACAUCAUGGCGCUUCUCUACAAGUUCAACUACACCGUCGGCUUCCACGGCCAUCACGAGAGAGGAUACGCGAACGGCGACAAGGAAGGCGGCUACUUCGUGAACGGGCGGGAUGGCAUCAGCCGCCGCGUGGAGUACGUCGCCAACGAAUUCGGCUACCAACCCAACAUCACCCUGCACGACCUGGGGCUCGACUCGCCCGACACGCCCCACGAGGACACGGAGCGCCAGCGCGGCCUCGAGGGCUACGAGUUCACGUGGUACCCGCCCGCGCGCGCCCCCUGA
Messenger RNA from Gryllus bimaculatus (two-spotted cricket), 708 nucleotides. The record is from the annotation of a GenBank genome assembly. Lineage: Eukaryota; Metazoa; Arthropoda; Insecta; Orthoptera; Gryllidae.